Hydra vulgaris (swiftwater hydra) is the source of this 2436-nucleotide messenger RNA. The record is from RefSeq and is a predicted model, not a curated record. NCBI's taxonomy places the organism in Eukaryota, Metazoa, Cnidaria, Hydrozoa, Anthoathecata, Hydridae.
ACCUCUAACAGUAAAGUUAUACACCACAUUUAUUAAAAGUGUUAUGAUGUAUUGCACUGAAACAUAGAAAAUAAAGGUUGAAAAUGAAUAUGGAACCAACAAAGAAAAUGACUAUUAGGGGAAUGAUAAGUUUGGAAUGUUACCCGAGUUGUUGAAAGGUGUUGAUGAAAUGGGAUGGGGGCUUGCAACAGAUAUUCAGGCAGAAGCAAUUCCAAUGAUACUUGGUGGUGGUGAUGUACUUAUGGCAGCUGAAACUGGCAGCGGAAAAACAGGCGCAUUUUGUCUUCCAGUAAUACAAAUAGUUUAUGAAAAUAUAUUAGCAAAUUCAAGUGAGCAACCUGGUAACCAAAAGAUAAAAACUGAAGUAGCUAAAGGAAAAUGGGAAAUGAGCAAGUUGGACAGAAGCAGCUCAUUUGCAAUAUCAGAAGAUGGGUUACUCUGUCAAUCACGAGAACAUAAAGAGUGGCAAGGAUCUAGAUCAACACUUGGUGUAUCAAAAGGUAGCUAUUACUAUGAAGUAAAGGUGACUGAUGAAGGGUUAUGCAGAGUAGGAUUUUCAACAGAAAAUGCAACGUUGGAAGUUGGAUGCGAUAGCGAAAGUUUUGGUUUUGGUGGUACUGGUAAAAAAUCCACAAAUAAACAAUUUGAUACUUAUGGAGAGCCAUAUGGUAAAAAUGACAUUAUUGGUUGCUUUAUCGAUUUGGAUAAUGGAACUAUAAAGUACAGUAAAAAUGGAAAAGAUUUAGGUCAUGCUUUUGAUAUUCCAAAAAAACUUUAUGGCUCAUCAUUUUUUGCUUCAGUUACAUUAAAGAAUGCUGAGCUUUUAUUCAAUUUUGGAGAUACUCCCUUCAAACAUGCUACCCCUCAUUCCACCUAUCUUCCAUUAUCUAAAGCUAAAGAUGUUUCAUUGUCAAAAAAAUUGUCUGUUUCAAAAAAGUAUACAAACAAAUCUUCUCCUGCUGCUCUUAUCAUUGAGCCAUCCAGAGAACUUGCAUCUCAGACUCAUGAUCAAAUUUCACUUUUCAAAAAGUAUUUGCCUGAUCCCAAGAUUAAAAAUGUACUGUUGGUUGGUGGAGAAAAUUCAAGUGAACAAAUAAAAGCAUUGCAGAGUGGGGUUGACAUUGUAACUGGUACACCUGGAAAGCUAGAUGAUUUUAUAUCAUCUGGAAAUUUGCUUUUAGAUCAGGUUCGGUUUUUGAUACUUGAUGAAGCGGAUGGGUUAUUAAAUCAAAACCAAGGUCAAUUAAUUGAAAAGUUAUACAAUCUAUGUCCAAAAAUGUCUUCAGAUGGUAAAAGAUUACAGGUUGUAUUAUGUAGCGCAACUCUGCAUAACUUAGAAGUUAAGAAGUUGGCGGAUAAGAUAAUGCAUUUCCCAACAUGGAUUGAUCUAAAAGGACAAGAUUCAGUACCAGAUACAGUUCACCAUGUUGUAUGCAAUGUUGAUCCAAAAAGUGAUACGUCAUGGCAUUUUUUAAAGCAUAAAAUUCAAACAGAUGGCAUUCAUUUGAAAGAUGAUACGCAUCCAACAUCUAAAUUACCUGAAUGUCUUUCUGAAGCAGUUAAAGUACUGAAAGGAGAAUAUGUUAUAAAAGCUAUUUCCAAACUUAAAAUGGACCAAGGUAUCAUAUUUUGUCGCACAAAACUUGAUUGCGACAACUUAGAGCGUUACAUGAAGUCAAAAGAUGUAAAUGAGUUCUCAUGUGUAUGUUUACAUAGUGACAGAACUCCAAAUGAAAGAACAAAAAACCUUUGGUCUUUUAAAAAUAAAAAAGUUAAAUUUUUAAUUUGCACUGAUGUUGCAGCACGAGGUCUUGACAUUAAAGGUGUUCCAUUUGUUAUCAAUGUUACUUUGCCAGAUGAGAAAGCUAACUACGUUCACAGGAUUGGCAGAGUAGGAAGGGCAGAACGAAUGGGACUGGCUUUAUCACUAGUAUCAAAAUAUAAGGAAAAGGUUUGGUACCAUAAAUGUGAUAGUCGUGGAGCUAACUGCAAUAACACAAAACUUUUGAAGGAAGGUGGAUGUGCUAUUUGGUACGAUGAACAGAAUUAUUUGAGUGAAAUUGAGGAGCACUUGGGAGAAACUGUUUCUCAAAUAUCCAACGACAUGGUUGUUCCAAUUAAUGAAUUUGACGGCAAGGUAGUAUAUGGUCAAAAAAGGCAAAACAAAGGUAGCGGAUUUAAGUAUCAUCUAGAGGAGCUUGCUCCGGCUGUUAAAGAUCUCGCUAAGCUAGAAAAGCAAGUCCAGUUAUCUUAUCUUCAAUAUCAAAUUGAUUGGAGGCAAACCAUUUCAUGAUUUCUAAAGAAAAUUUAUCUUCUAAUCUUCUAAUCGCAAUGAUUAAUCUUAUUCUAGGGUUAAAGAAGCCAUAAUAAAGAAUUUUAAAUUUUAUCAAGGAGUCAAAGUCAGGUUUAGACUGAAAUAAAACUGAGAACGAUUAA